This is a messenger RNA of Magnolia sinica, 441 nucleotides long. RefSeq lists its product as uncharacterized. The record is from RefSeq and is a predicted model, not a curated record. Bases 1 to 441 code for a protein of 146 amino acids. Gene Ontology annotation, molecular function: nucleic acid binding. Lineage: Eukaryota; Viridiplantae; Streptophyta; Magnoliopsida; Magnoliales; Magnoliaceae. Gene Ontology annotation, biological process: DNA integration. The transcript has a single exon.
AUGUCAACAAUUCGCAAGUAUUCCUCAGUAGCCGCCAGAAGAACUCAUGCCAAUGGCCGGGCCUUGCCCAUUCGCUUAGUUGGAAUCAAUAUCAUCGGUUCGCUCCCUACGGGUAAAGGCCACACCAAGUUUGUUGUAGUGGCGGUCGACUACUUCACUAAGUGGGCGGAGGUUGAGCUACUAGCGAAGAUAACGGAACAAAAAAUCACAGAUUUUGUUUGGAAGAAUGUCAUAUGCAGGUUCAAAAUUCCUCAGACUAUCAUCUCUGACAACGAGAAACAAUUAAAAAAUAAGCAAUAUCAUGGGAUGUGUAGAAACCUUGAGAUUCGCAGCAUUUACUCAUCUCUACGGCAUCCUCAGGCAAACAGACAGGUCGAAGCAGUUAACAAGAUCAUCAAGCACCACCUUCAGACCAAGCUCGAGAAAGUUAAAAGAGCCUGA